AUGGGGACUACGCUGAGGCUCAGGAUGGGGCGGCUGGCGACCCUAGCUUCCAUCGCCCUCCAGGUCUGGGAGCAGAGGAAGCCACCGGUGCUCGUCGCCGCCAGCCCCUUAAUAAGACGGUUGGCGCCGGGAGACCGAAGCGACGACAUGACAACGACUAUAUACCGCAAAAUCCUCCCCCGCAAAGGCGCCCCGAGGAAUUUCGCAGAAAGUUUCAACCACAAGUGUGUUGCAGGGCCGUUUGGUAACGAUUACAACUUGAACUCCGGAGCCAUGGGACAUCGCGGCGACGAGCUGUUUGCGGGUGCUGGGGCACGCGCGGAAAUUUACGAGGGCCAUCGUCGCCGAGAUUUGUUUAGCGAGCGUCCAGCGCGAUACCACUCCCAGCACCAACCGGGGAAUAAUCCACAGAUGGGAUUCAACAAUCAAGCCCCUAACUUGGGCUACAAUCGCCGUCCGGAAUUGAAUGGAAACCCACCGAUGCAAGGCCGUAACCCUCCUCCGCAAUUCGGCAACAACCCGCCAAUAGUGCUUGCCCGCUAUCUGCCAGUGGGCUACAUGGUGUUGCCACCAAUGAUGGGGAUGGGCUUUGGCAACAUUGUGCCGAUAGCUGUCCCUGUGUACCAGGCAAAUGAUGCUCCAGUAAACAUGGGUCCCAUUAUACCGCAAAGGUUUGAAAAUAAUUUAGAACACUUCGAGGAACGCGGCGCGCACGGGGGUGUGCCAAAUGCAGUACCUAAUCCACCCGCGCAACGCCAAGGUGGCCCGCAAUCGUAUGGGAUGGCGGGGUAUCCUGCAGGGAUGCGAAACCUCGGAAAUCAGAUGCGUCGCAAUGAUGUGAUGGCCGCAGCGGACGAAGUGCUCAUCUUGGAGCAACCCGAAGAUGAAGCCAACACACCCUCUUCUGACCUUGCGUCGGCAUUCAAGUAUGCUAGA
Messenger RNA from Iphiclides podalirius (scarce swallowtail), 936 nucleotides. NCBI's taxonomy places the organism in Eukaryota, Metazoa, Arthropoda, Insecta, Lepidoptera, Papilionidae. The record is from the annotation of a GenBank genome assembly.